Cygnus olor (mute swan) is the source of this 2558-nucleotide messenger RNA. It is a transcript of the gene MAPK7, whose product is annotated as mitogen-activated protein kinase 7. Gene Ontology annotation, molecular function: ATP binding; protein serine/threonine kinase activity. The record is from RefSeq and is a predicted model, not a curated record. NCBI's taxonomy places the organism in Eukaryota, Metazoa, Chordata, Aves, Anseriformes, Anatidae. Gene Ontology annotation, cellular component: cytoplasm; nucleus. Gene Ontology annotation, biological process: cell surface receptor signaling pathway; intracellular signal transduction; protein phosphorylation.
ACCGCGGGGAGCGGCGGGAGCGGCGGCGGCGCCGCGGGGGGAGGCGCCAUGGCGGAGGCGGAGGCGGAGGCCGGGGGGCGCCGGGACCCCCCCCGGGAGGGGACAAGGGGCCGGGGGGGGGUCCCCUGGCCCUGCUGAAGGCGCGGGCGCUCGACGUCACCUUCGAGGUGGGGGACGAGUAUGAGGUCAUCGAGACCAUCGGCACCGGCGCUUACGGCGUCGUCAGCUCCGCCCGGCGACGGGACACCGGCCAGCAGGUGGCCAUCAAGAAGAUCCCGAACGCCUUCGACGUGGUGACCAACGCCAAGCGGACGCUGCGGGAGCUGAAGAUCCUCAAGCACUUCAAGCACGACAACAUCAUCGGCAUCAAGGACAUCCUCAAGCCCACCGUCCCCUACGGCGAGUUCCGCUCCGUCUACGUGGUCCUGGACCUGAUGGAGAGCGACCUGCACCAGAUCAUCCACUCGUCUCAACCGCUGACGCUGGAGCACGUCCGCUACUUCCUCUACCAGCUCCUGCGGGGCCUCAAGUACAUCCACUCGGCCAACGUCCUCCACCGCGACCUGAAGCCCAGCAACCUCCUGGUGAACGAGAACUGCGAGCUGAAGAUCGGCGAUUUCGGCAUGGCCCGGGGGCUCGGCGCCGACCCGCGCCACGCCAAGGCCUUCCUCACCGAAUACGUGGCCACGCGGUGGUACCGGGCGCCGGAGCUGCUCCUCUCGCUGCACCGCUACACCCGCGCCAUCGACAUGUGGUCGGUGGGCUGCAUCUUCGCCGAGAUGUUGGGCCGGCGGCAGCUCUUCCCCGGCAGGAACUACAUGCACCAGCUGCAGCUCAUCAUGGCCGUGCUGGGGACGCCGCCGGCCACCGUCAUGGCCGCCAUCGGCGCCGAGCGGGUGCGGGCCUACGUGCAGAGCUUGCCCCCGCGCCCGGCGGUGCCGUGGGAGAGCCUCUUCGGCGACGCCGAGCCGGCGGCGUUGGCGCUGCGGAGGAUGCUGCGCUUCGACCCCCGCGAGCGGGUCGGGGUGGCCGAGGCGCUGCGGCACCCGUUUUUGGCCAAAUAUCACGACCCCGAGGACGAGCCCGAGUGCGUCCCCGCCUUCGACUUCGCCUUUGACCGCCGGGUGCUGACCAAGGAGGAGAUCAAGGCAGCCAUCGUGGCCGAGAUCGCCGAUUUCCACGAGCGCCGCGACGGCAUCCGGCGGCAAAUCGCCUUCGCUCCGGCCGAAAACGCGGCCGGCGGCGCCGGCGUGGGCGGCGGCGCGGCCGACGGCGCCGUGGCCAACGUGAACGCCCCCAUGGGUGGCGUCAACGCGGCCAGCGUCGGCGUCAACGUGGUGCCCAACGUCAGCGUGGCCAACGCCAGCGUCGGGAUGACCAGCGUUGGCAUGGCCAACGUCAACAUGGGCAGCUCCGGCGUCAGCGUGGCCAAUGCCGCCAUGGCCAACGUCAACGUGGCCGGCGUCAGCUUGGCCAGCGUCAAUGCCACCAUGGCCAACAGCAGCGUCAACAGGGCCAACGCCGCCAUGGCCAACGCCGCCAUGGUCAACGCCAACGCCGCCAUGGUCAACGCCAACGCCAACAUGGCCAACGCCAACGUCAACGUGCCCAACGCCGCCGCAGCUGGGGUUGGCCCGGCCUGGCCCUGCACCGACGUGGACAUGCCGAGCCCUGGCCCCGCCCCCGACUGCCCAAUGGACUCUCCCCGGGUGAAGGCGGAGCCGGGGGCCCCCGCGCCCCCCAAGCGGGACGGCGCCAUCUCGGAUGACACCAAGGCCGCCCUCAAGGCCGCCCUGCUCAAGUCGGCCAUGAGGAACAAGAGCAAAGAACCGCCGUGCGGCCCGGAGGCGCCGGAGGGCCGGAAGCCGGUGACGGCGGCGGAGCGGCAGCGGGAGCGCGAGGAGAAGCGGCGGCGGCGGCAGGAGCGGGCGAAGGAGCGCGAGAAGAAGCAGCGGGAGCGGGAGCGGCGCGAGCCCCGCGGCCGCGGCGAGGGCCUCCGGGGCCUCGUCCUCACCGACGACGACCGCCACCUCCUCGAGCGGUGGACCAAGAUGAGGGACGGGGCCCCACCACGACCCCCGGCCCGGCCCGCACCGGCCCCGUGUCCCCCACCUUGCGGGGGACCUCCCGAAACGUGGCCGGGCACCGAGGUGUGGUCCGAGCCUCCACCGGACCCGUCCCCGCGGACCCCGACGUGGCCACCGUCACCCAACAGCUCUCCAAGUCGCAGGUGGAGGACCUGCUGCCCCCGUCUUCUCGGUGACCCCAAGGGGAGCGGGGCCGGCUACGGGGUCGGCUUCGACCUGGAGGAGUUCCUGAGCCAAUCGUUGGACAUGGUGGGGGACAGCAAGGACAGCCAAGGCGAUUCGGCGCCGCUCUCGGCCUCGCUCCUCGCCGACUGGCUGGAGGUCCACCGCCUGAGCCCGGCUGCCCUCGAGAGCCUCCAGCGCGACCUCCAGCUCGGCUCCCCCAUGCUCCUCUCCGACGACCUCCCUGAGCCUUAAGGGGGGGGGGGGGGGGGCAACGACGGGUCCCCCCCCGCCCCCCCGCCCCCCCCC